UUUGAGACUGCAAAUAUUUCCCACAAAGUUAAAACAUUAUUGUGUAUGGCAUAUCUUUUAGCAGGCUGUCAUCGCCGUUUGUGUAAGGGAUUAUGUUAACACAAUAUGUUAAUUACGUUGAUACGCUAACCGUUACUGUCUUAAUCUCAGUGGAUGCUAAUGUUAGCAAACACAACCUCAGGCUUUUUGGGGACACUAGUCAGUCGUUUGUGAGCUAUUUCAAUAAGUUUGUUGUAGAUCAUUAGCAAAACCAGUGUAAACUACUGAAUUAUAGGGUACUUGUGUUUCUAUAGUGUAAACGUUGCGUAAUGGAAAUGUCUUGUGAUGCAUGCAGCAGGCCACAUUAAUUCACCGUUUGCGGGGCAACAGCAUGUCCUUUUUCUUGCGUUUGACCCGAUGAGAAUGUUACACAAUUAAUUUAUCAAUGCAUUGCCAUUGCUUUAACCCCAGCGAUCCUUGUUUGUUCGAAGGGCCUAGCAUAACUAAGUAAACUGCGGCGUGCUGACAUAAUGGAGGAACCCGCGGCUUUCGAACGGCUUGUGUACAAAAACGCUUCAAAUUUCCAGUAUAUGAAGAUUUGUCUAGAAUUGAAGAAUGGGAGAAGAAACAUUGAGUCCGCUCAGUUCAAACAGCUUAUCAUCUCUGGUCUGAGACAGCUGUAUGGAGAGGUGGGGGCAGCAUUCCCAUUUGACCUGCUGAAGUUUGAUCCAGGUACAUUGACAGGCAUGCUCCGUGUAUAUAACAGUGGCCUUGUGAAGCUGUGGAGUGCCCUAACCCUCAUUGGAUCUUACCAGAAUGAACUGUGUGCAGUCAGAGUCACUCAGGUCUCUCCUUUUCUUUUAGCAUUGUCUGGAAAUAGCCGUGAACUGGGACUUCACUAAGCUUCACCUACAGUACAAGUGGAAAAACUGCUCUUGACCUAGCACCAAGAAAAGAGUUGAACAUGAACAUUUUAAG
Molecule: messenger RNA, 957 nt
Organism: Alosa alosa (allis shad)
Lineage: Eukaryota; Metazoa; Chordata; Actinopteri; Clupeiformes; Clupeidae
Gene: rpp14
Product: ribonuclease P/MRP 14 subunit
Exons: 5
Coding region: 510-881 (123 amino acids)
Biological process (GO): tRNA 5'-leader removal
Cellular component (GO): ribonuclease P complex
Source: RefSeq, a predicted model, not a curated record